AUGGUUCGUACAACAGAACCUCAAGAUCUUACCGUAGUACAGCUGAAGGCAAAGCUGAACAAGAGAGCCUUACCAACGUCCGGGACGAAGAACGAGUUGAUUAGCCGUCUACACGAAGCAGACCCUAGUGGAUCCUGGUUGGAAGCCUCGGAGGACGAACAGGACGUCGGGGAAAGCGAGGAAGAGAUGGAAAGAGUAUCUCGCCGAGAAAUGGACAUACUACGUCGGGAGCGAGAACUCAUGCAGAGGGAGCUUGAGCUGAUGCGAAGAGAGCUGGAGCUGGCUAGACGCGGCAACGUCGAGCAUCCGAACGAGGCACCCGCCGAAAGACAUGUGAAGACAGAUAUAAAAGUGGUAUCGGCUUUGAUUGGCACGUUUGACGGAGAGGAGUGCUUCGAGAAUUGGCAGAGACAGCUUACGCUCCUGAGGACGACGUACGGCUUGGACGAUCGCACAACGAGAGUCUUGAUCGGCACCAAGUUGGUUGGAAAUGCGCAGAGAUGGUUCCACUGUAAGUCGGAGCAUCUGGAGCUUAACACAGAGGAGCUACUGGAGACUAUGAAGUCGAUGUUUCACCAUCAGGUCAGCAAAUUAACUCGCCGACGAAAUUUGGAGGGAAGAAAGUGGAAACAGAGUGAGUCUUUCUCGGAAUACUUUCACGAUAAAAGCAUCUUGGCGAACAAAGUGCCGGUUGAAAUGGAGGAACUAAUCGAAUGCCUGAUCGAGGGCAUACCAGACACUCAACUGCGGAACCAGGCAAGGUUGCACAAUUUCUUUUCGUCGACGGACAUACUCCGGGCCUUCGAGAAGAUCGUGUUGUCGAGAAGCAAUUAUUCUGGAAAGCAAGCAACAAGUACGAAUGGUAACAAUCCUCGGAAGGAACCCAACAGUCAAGAGAAGACUAUACGAUGCUUCAAUUGUCGCCAAGAAGGCCACACCAAGGCGGAGUGCAACCAGAUCAAGAGAGGGAAGCCAACCUGCUACACCUGCGGCAUCGAGGGACACAUUGCGCGGAACUGUCCGGAAAACAGCGAGAAGAAGAAGUCUACCGAGCGAGUAAACAACGUGGACAGCGGAGAUCAGCCAGAAGACGAGGUCUUCAAAAAUAUUGAGUACUGUAUGGAAUUAAAUAAUAACAAUGACCAGCGAGAAUUUUAUAACGUACGGCUUCGAACGUUAAUAGACUCGGGCAGCGCGGUAAGCUUUAUAAAGGAGAAACACGUUCCGAUCGAAUCGAUGAAAGUAAACAGUCGAGCUAGCGAGGAUUACCGCGGUAUAAACGGAAUAAAUUUAAUCGUAUUAGGAUAUUUACAUUGUGAGUUAACUUUCAACGAGCGAGAAUUCAAAAAUAUAUUGUUCUUAGUUGUACAGGACUAUACGAUGGCAUCUCCGGCGGUGAUCGGUCGCGAUCAUUUCAAAACUUUAGGAAUAAGCGUGAGAUAUGAGACGCAAUCAGAUUUGGAAGUGAACACUAUUAUGAAUAUCGAUUUUUCAAGUGACACAGAUCCGACCGAGAUGCUACGCGUUAAUCCAUUGAUCUCUGUCAAUAAACGAAACGAACUGCGUGAUAUUUUCCGUACCGAGUAUGUGCAGCGAGAGCGACCACAUGAGCCAAAGGUAAAAGCCGAGCUGUCCUUGUCGCUGCGGGAUCACAAACCUUUUCAUUUUUCGCCGAGGCGACUGUCUUAUGUAGAAAAGGAGCAGGUGUCAAAGAUCCUCGAUGGGUGGAUGGAGAGUGGAGUAAUUAGACCGAGCAAGUCCGAGUACGCUUCUCCGAUUGUCUUGAUCCGAAAGAAAAACGGGGAGAUACGUCUGUGCGUUGAUUAUCAGGUUCUAAAUGGAUAUAUUUUGCGCGAUAAUAAUCCGUUGCCGUUGAUAGAGGAUCAACUAGAUGCAUUGGAAGGCAAGACGUAUUUUUCGGUGUUAGACUUGAAAAACGGUUUCCACCACAUUCGCGUCGCGGAAGAUUCGAUCAAGUUCACGGCUUUCGUUACGCCACAUGGUGAAUUCGAGUACUAUAAGGGGGUUUUUUGGGCGUCUCAAAAAUAA
Molecule: messenger RNA, 2049 nt
Organism: Trichogramma pretiosum
Lineage: Eukaryota; Metazoa; Arthropoda; Insecta; Hymenoptera; Trichogrammatidae
Exons: 1
Coding region: 1-2049 (682 amino acids)
Biological process (GO): proteolysis
Molecular function (GO): nucleic acid binding; zinc ion binding; aspartic-type endopeptidase activity
Source: RefSeq, a predicted model, not a curated record